Amphiprion ocellaris (clown anemonefish) is the source of this 6778-nucleotide messenger RNA. Its product is annotated as NACHT and WD repeat domain-containing protein 2-like. Gene Ontology annotation, molecular function: protein binding. Bases 123 to 5276 code for a protein of 1717 amino acids. The record is from RefSeq and is a predicted model, not a curated record. The transcript has 10 exons. NCBI's taxonomy places the organism in Eukaryota, Metazoa, Chordata, Actinopteri, Pomacentridae.
UUCCUGAGUGGAGCAGGAGGGAACAGAGGAGAAGCGGCAGCCAGUUUUGGUCAGUGAAUAUGUUCCUAAAAAAGUUAUCUCCGCUUAAAUUUUUGUGUUUUAGCGUUGGCUGUUGAUCAGACAUGGACUCCGGAGGACAACAAAUCGACUGCUUCGCUUCACCUCCCUGCAGCAGCUCGUCCUGUGUGAAAAUAUAUCUGUGCUCCAACCCAGAGGACAGUGUGGUGGAGCGGAGAGCUCUGAGAGAGACUGUGUUCCCCAGAUUCACAGAGCACUGCAGACACUCACUGGGACUGGAAGUCAGGGUGAUCGAUCCAUUUGAGUCCAGUGACCCCAGACGUUGGCCAGAUGAAAACACCAGACAGCAGCUGAUACAAGAAUGCAGAGAAAGCUCCGCUGGGCCUUUUUUACUGGCUCUGGUAGGACACCAGUAUGGCGCAGCCAGCCUGCCCACCCAGGUGGAGGUGUCAGAGUACCAGCUGCUGCUGCAGGAGAGCCAGCAGGCAGGAAUCAGCACCCAGGAGCUGGAGAGGGUUUACCAGAGAGACGAGAACACCGUCCCUGCCUCCUACUGUCUCAGACCUUCACACAGACACACCUGUUGUUCUACGCAGGCAGAGGUUAAAGAGGAAGAGCAGAGCAUAACAAAGGCUAAAGAUGCAGAGCUGAGGAAGGUGUUUCAGGCAGCUGUGAGUCUUUGUGUCCACAGUGACCUUAUGACCCCAGAGAGAGCCAGAAGCUACUACAGAUCAGCCCUCGAUGCAGAUCUGCGAUUUGCUCUGGACAAGCGUCCUGAUGAAGACAUCAUGAGACGUUGCUUGGUCUACGUCCACAAGGUCGUCAAUGCAAGAGGAGAAAGAGAAAAAAGGGAGAUGAGUUUACAGCCAAAAUCGGAGUCUGACUCCUCUGACCAGGUCGCUCUGAGGCCACCACCCACCAGUGACCAAUUACUGUCAGAGCUGUGUGACGUCUUCCUCCCUGGCCUCAUCACCUCCUCCAAACUUCUAGUCUACGCCACAACCACAGAGUGUGACCGUCGCCACGGUUACACAACAACCAGGAGGCGGGGCUAUGCGGAGGGUCUCUGCCAGCAGGUUUACUCUGACCUUGUGGGGCUGAUUGACGACUUGAACAUCUCAGAAGACUCUAACCUUGGCGAUGCUUUAUCCCGAGAGGAGGCUGAGCAGAAACAGCUCUGUGACAUCUUUGCUCGAUUUUAUGAUGUCACUCGGCCAGAGGAAGAAAAGGUCAGAGCCUAUGUGGAACAGAGGGAUCAACAGUGCCCACUAGUGGUGAUGGGAGGACCAUGCACAGGGAAGACAGUCCUGCUGGCACACUGCUCUCAGCACAUGAAGUCUUGGCUAUCAGACAGUGAUCCUGUGGUGAUUGGUUAUUUUUGCAACCUGUCAAUCAGUACUUCACCAAAGCAUCUGCUGUCCAGUCUGUGUUACCAGAUAGUUUACAGAUAUCACAAUGACGACUCCUCGAAGCGAGAUACAAGCUUCACCCUGAGAACUGAUCCUAGCUGUAUCACAAAUCCCAGAGCAGACAUUUCCAACUGUAGUCCAACACCUGUUCUGGAUUCUCCCCACAAACCCACCAAUGAUCAUAACCUAAACUGUGGAACAAUGUCCUGUUCAAAUGCGAGAGGAUUCAACAUCAUAAAGCCUGACGUUUGUCUGUCUGAACUUAAAGAAUGUCUCUCAUCCCUCUUCACCCUCCUGCCUUCUGCAAAACAACCUCUCAUUCUCCUCCUCGAUGGCUUGGAUCAACUUGAAAACAACUUCAGCCCUCAGAUCAUCGAGAGCCUCCCCUCCCCCCUCCCUCCAGGAGUCAAACUCAUCUGCACCGUUUCCUCCAACAGAAAGCAUCUCAUGCAAGCCAUAAAACUGCAUUACCCACAAGGCAGCGCACCUCAGUGUGUGGGAGGCAGCGGGGAGCAAUCAGGAUGUGUGUGUGUUCAGCUGGGAUCAGUGGACAGGAAACAGCGUGUGAAGAUGUUGGCGUCGCUGCUGAGAGGUUCAGGGCGGAGGGUGACUUCAGGACAACAAGCUCUGGUGAAUCAGGCGCUGACGUCCUGUUGUCUUCCUCUCUACACUCGACUCCUGCACGCACAUGCCUCGCUAUGGCAUUCUGAUUCAGAUGUGACUGAGUCGUCUCUCCCUGAUGGCGUUCAUUUAUCCAUUUCAGCUCUCCUGGAUCACCUCGAGCAGACACAUGGCUCUACCCUUGUGGCUCGUGCCGUUUCUUACCUCGCCCUCUCCAGAACCGGCCUCUCAGAAGCCGAACUCACAGAUCUUCUGUCCAGUAAUGAUGAAGUUCUGGCUGAGGACGUUUGUCACCGUGAAGACAUCCCACAAGUUGACAUGGAGAGGCUUCUUAUGAAGUUAAAGAGCUUUCUCAUCAAGAGGACAGUGGCAGAUUCACAGGUUUUGUACUGGGUGAGCCGGCAUUUCAAACUGGUUGUGGCUAAAAGGUAUUUAGGCUCUUUUGAGGUGAAGAGGAAGAUUCAUUCGGAGAUAGCGGACUACUUUAGUGGCCAGUUGGCGUGUGAUAAUGGUAAACCUCUUCUUGUAAACCAGAAAUCUAGACAAAAUAAGGCCUUGAAUGUAAACACAGACAGACAACCAACCAGUCAGCCUUUUGUCUUCCUUUCUUCCAAAGAUGUUGGUCGGGUGAACAUGAGGAAAGUCCUAGAACUACCAUAUCAUUUGGAACAAAGUGGCAGGUUGGAGGAGUUGGAGUGUGAUUUGUUGAUGUCACUAGGGUUUCAUCAGGCGAUGGUUCAAGCUGGUCUUUUAGGAGAUCUGGUUGCCAUGUUGGAGUCCGAUGAGGACUCGUCUCAGUUUCUAAGAGAAAGACUCCUCCUAGCAAGCAUAUUAAAGUCUUCUGCUUGCUUCCUGCAGAACUCACCUCUGCAGCUGCUCACGGUGAUGGAGACAAACCUCCUCCCUUAUCUGGAGGUCUUUCCUGCUCUUGAGUGUUAUGUCAAAGAGAUCAGAACUGAGAGGAGGUGCAGAGGAAGAGGAUUAGGAACAGCGCUUUGUCCUAGUCCCUCCUCUAUUCUACCUAUCCAGUAUUUACAGUGUGACAGAUUCAAUGAAGGCUGUGUUAUUGAAACUGCUGCUACAGAGUUCGGGAUUGUAGCUCAGAUAAUGGAUGAUGGUUCUGCUUGGAUUUUGAGCGGCUCUGGAUGUGAUAUGGUCAAACUGUCGCUGAGCUUUGAACAGGAAGAAGUGAAGUUUGCAGGAGUGAAAAGCAGCGGUCCAUUCCUCCUGCUUUCAACACAGUGCAACAAAUUGUUUGUGUGGGAUGUGACCGGCCCAGAAAUGUUAGUAGAGGUCAAAGCCCAUUUGAAAAAAGAGCUUGAGUGUAGCCAAACACCAAACAAAAUAGAGGGAUUUGCUGCCUGUCAGAAAAAGCUAUUUCUGUGGGGGAAAGAUGAGAGUUGUGUGAGUGUCUUUGACAUCUCCAGUGAGACCUUGACUCAUUUCCAGUGUCAGGGCUCUGUGACCUGUUUGGCUCUUUCCUCUGAUGGAUUUUUCAUGUACUGUGGGCAGGAUGAUGGCACAGUGUCUAUAUUUGACAUCAAAGCCAGCAAUCUGAUUGGCACCUGUUCAAACUCAAACCGCAGUGCAGUUACAUUGAUAAUCCUCUGUGAAGACAAGAGGGAAAUGGCAUGUGUUGACAGAAAUGGGAAUGUAUCCCUAUGGGAUGUUGCAGACAAAGUCCAACUCCCCAGACUUGUCAAAGAAAACUUUAAUCGGAGUGAAUCUAAUAACAUCCUCAGCACAGAUUAUUCAGAGGAAAUCAACACUCUCCUGGUGUGUCAAGGCCUAAAGGUUUCUCUAUGGGAUACAUCUAACUGGGAGCUGUGGGACCAAUUCUUGGCUCCAAAAGGGAGAGCCUUUACUCAAGCUGUGCUCUCCCAAGAUGGCCACCUUUUCCUGGCUUUGUUAGACACCUGCAGUCUUGUCUUGGUGUGGACCGUCAGCACUGGGGAGUGUGUUCUCUCCUUAGAAACAACCAAGCAACCCCAUACGCUCCUCAAAAUGGCCUCAGAUGUCAUUUGUGUCGAUCAUGACGGCUGCCUGACAGUGUGGGACUCUGAGAUGAUUGAUGUUGCAGGAACAGCUCUGAAAAUGGGGUGUGGAGUGAGAGAAGUGGUGGUAGAAGAAACAGGGGAAGGGUUCUACACUACAGAUGGUUCAGAGAAGGUGUGGAGAUGGAGUUUAAACACAGGACUUCCACGUGAUAACUUCCUCCAUGACGGCCCUGUGGAAAAACUGCAGCUUUCUUCGAAUAGCAUCUACCUUGUGUCACUCUCAGCAGGAGAAAUUUACGUUUGGAACACAGAAACAGGUGAGAAUAUUGUUCGCAUCAGCGGCAGCAGAGCUACGAAUAUCUUGAUCACCCCUAAUAGUAAAUUUGGAGUGAGCAUUUCCGAGCGAGGCCUCACCCGAGUUUGGAAGAUGGCACUUGGCAGCAUUGUUUGCAGCAUACACCUGUACUUAUCUGACGCCCAGGUGUCUCCUGAGAGCACGUAUCUCAUUGGCCGUCGCUAUGGAGACCUGCUGGCUGCCAGUCUGUGGUCGGGCUCCAUCAGCAAACGUUUCUCCUGUGUGGAAAGCUCGGAGCACGUUGUCGCCUUCCAAACACUUACAGAGCACCCAGACUUUGUGGUGGUGAUGGCCGCAUCAGGUGCAGUGUACACCUGGAAGGUAGCAGAGGAGACAGUUUGCAGGCACUUUCAGCUGCCGUAUACGUUUCACUGUCACCCACAAGACUUCCAAAUGUCCUCUGACGGGAGCUACGCACUCUUAUCCACUGAUAAUGGCACCAUCAACCUCUUAGAUUUAUCUCGGGUCAGAUUGUGCUCAUUCAAAGCUGAGGGUCCGAUCACUAAAGCCUGCUUGGACCAAACUGGAUGCUAUGCCGCUUACGUAUCCCACCCGUCCAGCCUGGAGAACAGCUGUACCUGUUCCAUGCACGCGAGGCCCAUCCUCACUGUGACACGACUUUCAGACGGGGAACGAAUAGGAAGUGUACGUCUGUCUAAGAAUCCGCUGACUCUGGUGGCAUGUGAGCGGCAGUGUGUGUUUGUGGGUUUUGAGGACGGGUCUGUAGGUGCGUACUCUGUUUCUGAUGACAUGAUCGAUGAGGAGGAGAUGUUCAGCAGCAGGGAAGGUUUAAAUGGUCAGAUGAAGCAGUGUCCCUUUGACAGAACACCAUUCAGCUGGUUUCCUCGAGCCACCCCCAAUAUUACCUGGCCUUAAAGGUCCCGUAUUAUACGCGUUUUUACCAAUUAAAAACAGCCUCAUGUGGCCACAUAAUGUGUCCUUUUCAGCUCAAAUUGAUAAAAAGAUAAUUCAUGUCACCAUGACUGUAUAACCACUGGUUCUAGUCCUGUUCUAAACAGUCUGUUUAGUGUCUGUAGCUUUAGAUACAACUGAGCUGAUGCUGUCCACGCCCCCUUCAGGAAGAAGACUCUCUCUGCAUCUCUGUUUGACAGCAUGGAGAAUAGAGUUGACCUCAUUGCAGCCAGUGAACAUGAAUGCAUGUGUGACGCCAGGACUUUCAGUCACUUUUGUCUUUCUUUCUAAGUCAUGAUUUCACACGGGAAUAUCACUAAAUUCACAGCACAGUUAUUGUUUUUAAGUCUUGUGCGUGGUGAGUUUGUCAGACAACAUUGUGGUUAUAAUAUCAGGACUUUAGACAUGCAGAGCAAAAGCUUGUGAUUCUCAAAGUGAAUCUGAAGUAACUGCUGGUCAAGGUGUUAUCUUAAUGGGCUGCAUUUCAGGAACUAAUUCAUACUCGUUCCAUUGUUUGACGGCAGAAACAAAAGACGUGUAUGAAAACAACUUUACUGGGAACUGGGCUGUUCACUAAGAAUUUUCCAGUAGUUGUGGUGACGCUGACAUCAAAGGUAAAUUAUUCAUUUGAUCUUCACUUCCUCAGAUGCUGGGAGUGUAUGAUGUCUAAAGUAAACAUACCUGUUAGACUGAGAGGCAGCUACACAUUAUGGCUGACUCACCUCAUAGCAAUGAGCAGGAUUAUGCUUUUUUUUUAUCUCAAGUGCUAAUGGUUCCUCAGUUCUUACUUAGAAACUGGACAAAACUCUUACUGGCUCGUGAAGCUGGGAAACCCUAGUUGUAGGGGGGCUAAAAUAAAUAUUCAUCUUCUUAUUCUUACAGCUUUUAUUCCAAGUUUUAAGAACAUACAAGCACAAUAAAAAUCAAUUUUCACCACAUGGAAUCUUUGAGAUUAUUAAAUGCUGUUGGACAUGGACUGUGCUUUCAAUACCCCACCCCACACACACACACACACAUAUAUACAUACAUACAUAUAUAUAUGUAUAUAUAUAUAUAUAUACAUACAUAUAUAUGUAUGUGUGUAUAUACACACGCACAUGCACUGUGUAUUUACUGUAUAUAUUGACUUAUAAAUAAAAACACUGCAUGUUUUACUGUGUUUUAUACUUAUAGUGAACACAGAACAGACUGUUUUAUAACCAAACAACACUUCUGUGUAUAACUGCACCAUCAUUUGUUUCACCAUCAAGUGUCACCUCAGGGCAAAUAAACUUUAUAAAGCAUCAGUCUGAGUUUCAUUUCUGUGAAAACAAAACAAGUAUUUGAUUGGCUUCUCACUUAUUUAUGCCGUGAAUGUUGCUCACACGGAGAGGAUUUUGGCACAUUUUUGUGAAACCAAAUGAUUUGCUAUGAUUGUCUUAUUUUUAUGUGUUGUCUGUAUUAAUUAAAACAAAUUUUUACAUUGA